Dreissena polymorpha is the source of this 6087-nucleotide messenger RNA. RefSeq lists its product as uncharacterized. The transcript is spliced from 4 exons. NCBI's taxonomy places the organism in Eukaryota, Metazoa, Mollusca, Bivalvia, Myida, Dreissenidae. The record is from RefSeq and is a predicted model, not a curated record. Bases 597 to 2777 code for a protein of 726 amino acids.
ACAACGCACAGGUAUUGGGACGGUUGCGAAUUUAUUUUGACAUAGAAAAAAUGUCGAGAGUUUAAUCAAACAAUUUCGGAUUGUAUAAGCGUCUGUCUUUACUAUUACAUGUAAAGGCUGUUAAAUAAAGAUCAUACAGUCAGUGUUAGCGUAUAAAGACAAAAUGUCGAGAGUUUAAUCAAACAAAUGAGGAUUGUAAAAGCGUCUGUCUUUGCUACUCAAGUCUGUAACAUAAAGGCCAGACAGUCAGUGUGUUGGCGUAUUAAGGUUUCGGCUCUAUAUAGAGGUGCCACUCCCGACAAGAGCGUUCAUUUGAAUCUGUUCCCGCCGGGUCCAUACUCUGGUCCAGUAGGGACAGAUUUGCUGAUCACGGCGCACAGCAAUCGGAAGAAACAGGGCAUCCUCUUUAGUAAGUGAUCAGGUGUGCCAACAAGCGCCCCAUAGCAACCAUUCGUUGGGGUCUACUGUCACCGUCAUAGAUCUGGGCACCAUCGUCUAUCUUUGGACGUUCUGAGAAAUUAUAUCCAAAAUGCUCACGAAAUGAAAAACAAAAUAACAACUACCAUAUAGGUCAUAUUAAGUCAAACAAACUGCGAAUGGAGACUGAAGAUUUUAAACUAUUGUCUAUAGACCUAGCGCAGAUAAUGGACGAUAUUGGAGUGAAUGAAGAAAUGGUUUCUUUGAGACGUCAUUUCAGUCUUCUAACGGAAAGAUAUAUAUCUGUAUGUUUUAAUUCCAAAUUUCCUUUCAAGGUUUUCAUUUUUGGUAGUCAAAGCGAGGGCUCUACGACGUUUGGUAUGAUGUCAGACACCGACACACUUACCUAUUCUGAAAAUGACGUGGCAUGUGUACACUUGUCGGACUGUCAGGAUUCAAAAAAAAAUUACUUAGUGAUAAAAGGACCAAUGUCUUUACCACAAUGCUGCUGCCUACAGCUCGUUGUACGAUUGCAAAACAACAAAUAUCUUCCUAUGAGUAGGGACUUAAUAUAUAACACAGAAAGCAUUGAAAAGAAUAGAUUUAUAUUCGAUGAACAAGGUCGAUUGUUGUUUAAUUCCAAGUUUUAUUUCAACAUGUUUGUUAUAUCUUGGGACAACUUGAAUUUGACGAGAGUUCAACAACAUGGACCUGCAUUCACGUACUUUAACAGCGAUAACGUCUGCGCAGUACGAUGUCUUACUUUGCCGGAUAAUUGUAAGGUUUUGUUUACGAGACCAAGGCCGGGCCACUGGCCCAAAAAAGGAACGCUUUUAAAGGCAGAACAAUGUGAAGUUUAUAUGGUGCAUUCCGGAGUUCAAAAGCAUACAUUUAGUUACGAUGAUGGACAUCGAUGUAGCUUCAUUAAAAUACAAUUCCAAAAUACGUACGUUGAUUCGCAUUUUCGAGUGUCCACUAACAUGAUUGAGCGUUUACUCAUGUUCGACCUUAACAUCGUACAGAUGAAGGCGUACGUUUUAACAAAAAUGAUUCGAAAAGAGUUUCUGCAACCACUGAUCAAUGAACGCUUGAGUACUUUUCACAUGAAAACGGCUCUUUUGUUUACAAUUGAGCAAUUUCCAGAAGACAUAUGGAGAGAUAACAAUCUCGUGCAGUGUGUAAUCUACUGCCUCAACACACUCAGGCGUUUCUUAAAAAGAGGCUACUGUCCACAUUACACCAUCGCCUCUGUCAAUUUGUUUGAAGGAAAACUUACGGCGAAAGACGUCCAGGUUGUUAAAGAAAAUGUUACAGAGAUGAUUAAUUCUAAGCUACGUUGUCUUCGAAUGUUAACUAUGGAUGACGUAGGUUGGAGAAUAUCUGCGAGUUCCACAGGUUUAAGAAAUGACAAUAUACUGUCUGGCUCAGAAAUUCGUUUUGAAAUAAUCAAACCGAUGAUACACAAAUUACGUCUUGAUUAUGACGAGCCAAUCUUGCGCACUCACAACGAUUUAAAAAUGGAGGCUUUGGCAAUUAAGUCAGCGAUGGCAACUGACCAUGAAUUCAAGAAUGAGUUUGAAUUUAUGUUUCACAAUAUGUGCAUCAAUUUAGCAUCACAGGAAGCAUCUGAUUGUAUAGCAAAUGGAAGGGAGGUGACUAGUGACAUUAUCGACAUGUACGAAACAUCUCUUAGAUCAAACAACAUCUCGAAUCAUUUAAGAUAUGCGUCAAUGCUAGUAUCCGCACGUAAGUUUGAACGUUCUUGUGAAUUACUGGAAACAAUCGAAAAUAUGAUUACACCAGGUAUGAUUCAACUUACAGAAUUAUCCAAACAAAGCAUCUAUGUCAGACCUAAAUCACAUCAAGGAUCAAACACAUGUACAUCGACAGAUAUAUUAAUGGAAUAUGCAGCACAUUUUAUCGUUCCUCUCGUGUUUGUUAGAAAUGAAAUAAAUUGUGUUCCAGGACAUCUGAUAUACGAACAUUUUAGGGCCUUCACAGACGAUGAAAUCAAAUGUGAUGAUUUAAAAGUAGGUAAUCGUUAUAUAAAUCAUGUGUUUAAAUCAGAUGUCAAACCAUUCCUCUUCUAUUUGCAAUAUAUUUCGUCAAAAAAUAAAGACAAAAAGCGCCUUGCAUUGACAAAGCUUUUUGAAUACUGCAUGGGCGAAUUACAAAAUAGAACGAGCGACUAUUUAGAUACAGCACUAAACAUGUUAGGUUAUGUUGUUGAAUUAGAAAACUGUUUACCAGUUGCAUGGACAGUAUACAGAUUAUCAGUUGCAAUACAGUCACCCGAAAAUGCAGCUUACUGGCAUCUGUUUCGAUUAUUUGGACAGGUUGUGUACAGUACAUUGUGUUAAUCAAUUUAAUUAUUGAUCGCAAUAAUUGCAAUCACGUUUUGUUCAAAAGGUACUUUACAUAUAUUGCUUCGCUUAGUUAAGAAAUAAAUAUAAUAUUGUACUAUUAAAAACAUUUCAGGGUUAGACAAAACCGUAUGAGAAAGACAACUACGGAAGAUCGCAUUACGUUCUAGUAUUUGUUUCUGCGUUAAACUCGUUUGUACUUUUGUAUACUGAAACGUAAGUUUUUCUACACUUGAAUACUUUAGUUAGGUGAAUCGCAUUCUGCAUUACAUUUAACGCAUAUUGUUGCACUGAUAACUUUCGUGUACUUAAUUUUUCUUUUUUUCUCUUUCAUAUUCAGCCCAGUUAAGACAGACUAUAACGUUUAAAAUGUGUGUAGUAACAUUGUUAAUAAACGUUAAGUAGUUUUUCAUUUUAGUUAUUUGCUCGAGGAAAAUAGUUGUUAUUUUUGAUGCAGUUAAAUUAAGGUGAUAGUUUUAAACAACUUGAUAGCAUGUAGAAUUCUUUGCUAACUACAUGAUUGAACAUAUAGUUUAUUAGUAUAAAUGUAUCGUUAUUUAUUGUUAUUCAUGUAUGCCUUUUGAUAUGUUUUAAUGUGAAUGUAUGUGUGUUAUUAUUGAUAUCCGUUUUUUUACAAUUCAAAAAUAAUACAAUAUGUGAAUAUUGAGUGAUUACUUCUUACGUUAUAGAACUUGUCGUGAAAUGACUGUUGGAUUUGUACAGGACAUUUUUUUUUAUGUUGUGAAAAAGAAUUAUAAACAUUGAUGGCUUUUUUUUGUUUUAAUAUAUAACGAGUGUAGUGUUUUUGUUUCGGUGUUAUAACUUUUCAUAUCAUGAAAAUAUGAAAGAAAGUAAACACAAAAUUAAAGCAUCCAGCUUCAUAUAGAUACAGUGUAUGCGAUGUCACUGCUUUUGUCUAAUCUCUUUACUAUUCACUGAUUACAAACCAUAUCUGCAAACACAAAGGUAUAGUCCGCGGAAGAAUGAUACAAUGUCUAAACAAUCAUAAGUGUAUUACAUUUUGUUAAAGCCAUGUUAUAAUUAGCGAUAUCAUUAUAUUAUUUUUCAUCUAUUCGAUACAUUGUGCAGACAAAUGUUUCUAUAGUAUGUGUCGGCUUGGGAUGACAUGUGUUAGUUUCCCUUCCUAAAACAUAUAUGGUCAUACAAAUUGAGAUGAUCAUUUUUGUUUACUGAAACAAAAUCGGGCAAAUACUAAUUUCGAAGUGAAGUAGAUGAUGCACAUUAUGAGUGCAUUUAUAGAAUAUAUUGUUUAUCGGUAGGCGAAAUUUGCAGUGGACUAACUUUGUGCUUUAUGGUGAAGAUAAUUAAUAUAGUAGUGUAUUCGAACAGUUAUCAGUGCUGAAAUGGCGGAAAGUAAUGCGGAACCAACAAUACGGAACUUAAUGAAACUCAUAAAACAUGUUAGUGAUCGUAUUGAGUCUGUAAAAAAGAAAAUUGGCGGCAUAGAUUCCAUCGAGAAGAAAAUGUGUAACUUGGAAAAAGAUAUAAAUAAACUAUGUGUUGCUCUAGAAGAUAGAGUCGGGAAAGUUGAUGAGCGCGUAACGCGUCUCGAGGACAAGGUGGACGCGGCGGACUUUCACUCUGCGCAGUUGUCGGAGCGGGUACAGGAGCUGGAGAAGGAGAGGGAUACCCUGCGUAACAACUUGACAUACCUCCAAUCGCAAUUUAUGCGUAACAAUUUAAUAUUCACAGGAAUAGCAGAGGUCAAUUCUACAGGAAGAGAGCCACCGGAAACGACGGAGCGGAAGCUUCGCCAGCAUCUUCAUGACGCCUGUAAGAUAGUUCGUGAUGUUGCAGAUUCCAUACGAUUCGAAAGGGUGCACUGUUCACCGGAUUCACCAAUUUCUGGCAGGAUUACAAACAUUGUAGCGAAAUUUACCUAUUUUAAGGACAGAUAGAGCGUUAGGAAGUGCUGGAAGGAAUAGAUGGGACUGUGCACCGUGUAUUCGAACAAUUUCCAUAGGACGUCAUCGAAAAACGGCGUAAAUUAUGUCUAAGAUGACAGAGGCAAUCCGACAGGGUAAGCGAGCGUACCUGAUAUUCGAUACCCUUAAAAUUGACUGAAACGCGGUGCGGGCGUAGGGGCACGAAGGCAGUGAGAUAUCCAUACUAUCAUGGAAUGUACAUGGACUGACUGAAUGUAAAAAAUCUAGUGCUGAGUUUGUUAAUAUGUUAUGUUCUUCCGAUAUAUGUUUCUUGUUUGAAUCAUGGACCAAAGCUUCAAGUAACAUUAAAAUCAAUGGCAACCAAUCUUUUAACUUUUUUAGAAAAUUUCAACACAGGAAUGCACGGCGAUGCAGCGGUGGAAUUGUUAUUUAUUUUAAAGACCAGCUAAAAGAUAACAUACAUGAGGUCUUAAAUGCAUAAAACACUUGAAACGUAAUAAAGCGUCUGGUGGUGACUGUAUUUUAAACGAAUUCUUUAUUGAGUGUAUUGAUAUCUUAUCCAGUCAUGUGUGUGAUGUUUUUAAUAGUAUUUCAAUCUUGGACUAUUUUCCUGAACAAAAUACAGAGGGUAAUAUUAUACCAUUGCAUAAAAAAGGCCCCGAGGACUAUGUGAAUAAUUAUAGAGGAAUAACCCUUGUUAGCUGUUUUUCUAAGCUAUUUACAACUAUUUUAAACAAGCGCAUUGAAUCAUUUUGCGAAAAUAAUGCUUAAAUCUCGGAUGCACAAUUCGGAUUUAGAAAAGGAUGUUCAACCGUUGAUGCCAUAUAUAUUCUUAUGUCAGUUGUACAACAUUUUUCAAAUGAAAAUAAGCGUCUGUAUGUUGUUUACGUUGAUAUGCUUAAAUGUUUUGAUAGCAUAUAUCGCAAUGCAUUAUGGCUUAAAAUGUACAAAUCCGGUAUACAAGGCAAAAUAUUACGAAUAAUUAAAAAUAUGUAUGAAAAUGGAAAGUCAUAUGUAAAAGCAUGUUCGACAUACUCUGAAUACUUAAGCUACGACGUUGGUUUACGACAAGGGAAAGUAAUGCCUCUUAUUCUAUUUUCAUUGUUUGUUAAGGACUUAGAACAUUUUUACAAGAUAGUGUUCAUUCUGAUUGAAAUAUAGAAGAAUAAUUUUAAUGUAAAUGUUUUUUGCAGACGGUAUGGCGAUUUUGGGUAAACCACCAGAAGAAAUACGAUCUCAUUUAGACAACCUUUACCUUUAUUGUAACUCAUGGGGACUUAAUGUUAAUACUAGCAAUACAAAAAUAAUGGUUUUCCGGAAAAGGGGUAGAAUUCGCCGAGAUGAGAUAUGGACAUAUAUAAUGGGGAAACUAUAGAAGUCGUCGAUAAUUUUAAAUAUGA